Messenger RNA from Danaus plexippus (monarch butterfly), 1800 nucleotides. RefSeq lists its product as uncharacterized. The transcript has a single exon. NCBI's taxonomy places the organism in Eukaryota, Metazoa, Arthropoda, Insecta, Lepidoptera, Nymphalidae. Bases 28 to 1797 code for a protein of 589 amino acids. The record is from RefSeq and is a predicted model, not a curated record.
UUUCUUUUUAGAUAUAAUAUUAUUAAUAUGUCUUGCCUUAAAGAAAAACCCAAACCAAUGGUGCCAUUAAAAACUUUAGACAUUAUAUUCCGAAGAAGAUACGUGCCGAAUACUCAACAUUAUUUUGCGAAUAGAAAGCAUGCCGUGACUGGUCAGGGAGAGACCAGUAAGGUGUCAAGACCAUUUCGUGUACCGAGGUCAGAAAAACUUCUAUCUUACAUAAAAUAUAGUGACCGUCGAGAAAAGCUUAUCGGUAGAAACAGAUUGUCUCAACCUUUACACCUAAAAGAUAAUCUGAGAAUGGCUGCAACUCGAGAUAUUUCUGAAAGGCUUUAUUUACAAGAACCACCGGAUGACGUACGAGCGGUUGUCGAGAUACAUCCAGAGUUUUAUACAGUUAUUGAAGGUCGACCUUUGCGUUGUUUUGAUGAUAUAAAGGUAUACAUUAAUAAUAUACGAAGUUAUGCAAUGUAUCGGCAACAAAUUGGUUAUAGGCGUGAUCUUAUUAUGAAAAUUGAUCGUAAUUUAUCUGAAGAGACUAGAGAACAUGACGAAAUAGUUAUUAAUCUUAAACAACAUAUCAAAAACUUUCAACGUUUUUUAACAGAAGACUAUAAAAGAUCUUGUAUAAAAGUAUCAAACAUGGAAAAAGUGAAUGCAGAACUAGUAGCAAAAAAUUCAGAAUUUCUGGGUUAUGUUUCAAAGCUGACGAUACUCAAUAAUAUUUUGUUUAAACUUGACGCUAUUCGGAGUAUAUUAAAAAUAUACAGGAGCUACUUGAUAUUUGUGGCGCCUCUAUCGUGGCGGCAGUUAUACGAUGAGAAGUUAAAGCACAAAGUACAAUCCAUACAGUUUGAUACGGGAGAGUUUGUUACAGACAACGAUCUGGUUGAAACAUUGGACAUUGAUAAAAUGGUUGAAUUAGCAAAACAAGAAUUAAAAAAUCCGUAUCCUCCGCAUAUAUACUUCAGGAAACCACGACAAAUGAUGUAUUUGUUUCGUACAAUGGAAUUACAAAGCAGGGAAUAUUUGAUACAACUCUCAAAAACAGACGGUCCAUAUAGACUCUUACAAGAUCGUAUUAAGGAAUUAGUGAAGACAACUAAGCAAGAACUAGAUUAUUUUCAAUAUUAUAUCGAUAGCAUUAAUAAUGAAAUUGCAAGAGAAACGUACAAUGAGAAUCAUUUACAAAAAAAAUUUUUUAGAAUUUUAAACACAACUUUCUAUGAUAGUGUAGCCAGUCCUAACACCUUGAAACUAAAAAUAUGUAUCGAAUAUGUAUAUGAACAAAUUUUUGGCAAAUGUGAAGAGGGUCAUCAGAAUUUACAGGAUCCAAUGAAAAUUUUGGAAGUAAUGUAUGAAGAUUACAAUUUGCGAUUAGAUUCUUUAGAUUUUAAAAUAGUGAAUCAAGCACGUAAUGAUUUCUUUGCACAAGAUCUCAAAACAAUGACAAAUGCUUACAAAGCUCAAAGGGAAUUAAGAGCUUUCCGUGAAAUGACUAAUGCAAUGAAUAAAGCAUUCCUGCCCCCAGCCGUUUACAAAAGGCCGGUUAUCCCGAAGUUUUUGGACAAAAAGAGCAAAAUAGCUUUAGUCAUAGCCGAAAGACGUAAAUCGCAAAUGGCUAGUGGUGAACGGAAGAAACCUAAGAAAUACAAAGUAAGUGCAGAGGAACGAGAGGGAUUGCUGUCGUUUACUGAAUGGUGUGAGGGUAUGAAUCCUGGGCCCUAUUUGAAAGAGUAUUAUAGUUAUGUAAAACCAGCUUUCGAAUGGGUACCACGAAAAUCUGUUUUGCCAUAAUCG